Messenger RNA from Penicillium soppii, 1143 nucleotides. Its product is annotated as acyl-CoA-binding domain-containing protein. The record is from RefSeq and is a predicted model, not a curated record. The transcript is spliced from 4 exons. Bases 1 to 1143 code for a protein of 380 amino acids. Lineage: Eukaryota; Fungi; Ascomycota; Eurotiomycetes; Eurotiales; Aspergillaceae. Gene Ontology annotation, biological process: fatty acid metabolic process. Gene Ontology annotation, molecular function: fatty-acyl-CoA binding.
AUGUCGGACUCUGUAGAUCGGGUCUUCGUUCAUGCCCUCAAUACCGUUAAGAGGAUUCCCCGGAGCGGCACCGCGCGACCUCCCUCCGCCGAGCGGCUAAAGCUAUAUGGCUUGUAUAAACAGAGCAUGGAGGGGGAUGUGGAGGGUGUCAUGGAUCGACCGAUCGGGAACACACCGGAGGUGCACGCAGAGUGCGAGAAAUGGGAUGCAUGGUAUGCACAGCGCGACUUAUCGCGCACCGAAGCCAAACGCCAGUAUAUCGGCACGCUCAUCGAGACAAUGCACGAAUACGCGUCACAAACAGCCGAGGCACGGGAACUCGUCGCGGAGCUCGAGUUCGUCUGGGACCAAAUAAAAUUCAACGCUUCGUCCUCGUCCUCCUCGAGCCCGCUUAAUACCGUCGGUGUCCCGCCGCUAUCACGCAGUGCCUAUGGGAGUAUCGGGGGUCGCUUGGCGCAGUCUGAAGAAUACGAGAGGCCGCGCCGGACGGCCGGGGAUCGCGAUUCCAGACUGCGGGUUCUGAGCCCUGUCAGCCAGCCCGAGGAAGAGUCUUAUCAGAACGAUCGGGGUGAGGACGAAGAUGAAGACGAGGAGUUCGAAGAAGCGCGUGAUAGUCUAUAUGAGCAUGACGACGCGGACGCAGAUGCCAGCACAACAAACACAAACACAAACACGAAUACGCACACCGAUGUCUCGCGGCCGAAACUCCGGCGCAACCCUGUUUCCGGGAUGAGUAUUGACAGCGGCGGGACGGGUCUGCGUGGCUCGCACUCGCACGCUCAUUCGCAGUCACAUUCCCAGUCUGGCAUCCCGGGGCCGAAGGAUAGUCGAUGGCGGCGACGCGUUGAGCAAGCGUUGACGAAAAUGACGGCGGAGAUUGCGGCCGUGCGAGAGCAGAUGGAGGCGCGGACUGUCGCGCAGCGGAGGCGCAAUGGGCUGUGGGCUUGGGUGAAGUGGAUGGUUUGGGUUGCUGUGCGGCAGAUUCUGGUUGAUAUUGCUAUGCUGGGCAUGCUUUUGAUCUGGAUGCGGCUGAGGGGGGAUCGAAGGGUUGAAGAUCGGCUUAAGACUGGUUGGGCGGCUGUUAAAGGGAGGCUUGGGAGGGUUAGGGGCAUUCAGUUGAAGAGGAUGCCUAUCUUGCCUUGA